CCAGUGACAAGCAACAUCUGUCCUCUCGAGGUUAGGGUUCUUUAGAGAGAGUUUAUAUCUUAACGAACGAUCCUUUGUGGAAGCUUUAAUACUAACAUGUUUUAAAAACUCUUCGUUUUCUCUUUCUUUUCUAAACAAUUGGAAAAUUAUAAACUUAUAGAGCUUUCGAUCGUAUUAUUUGGUAGAUCGUCGCCAUUAAAACGAAUAUAUUUGUUUUCCCCUUGUUUUUAUUGUUCAAUAUCUCAUAAACUACCCUCUUUUCUUGAAACUAUAUUAAAGAAAAUUUUCAAACCAAUGGAAACAAUAUCAGUGCAACGUUCACCGGGUAAGCAGGUUUCUGGUAUGAGGCCAUUCAAGAACCCUAGAAGGAGGAGUUCUCGUGGUUCUCUUUCUAGAUCCGGAGGAUGUUUGGCACCGUCUUGGGGAUCUUCCCCUGCGUAUCCUCCGCCGCCGCCUAACUACUCGCAGCCUCCUCUUCUCCCUCUUCCACGUGUCAACAGCUCAACUCUUCCUCUACAACGCGUCAACAGUUCUCUCCCGCGUGUGUACAGCUCUACUCUUCCUUGCUCCCAGACAAGAGCAACGUCGUCUGAAACACAGCAGAAGAAAUUAGACUACGUUGAUUCUGUACCGAGACUGAUUCGAACAGGCUCGGUUCCGGUCUGGUCUAACCACCCGCGUGAUUUCCCUAAAGGAUUAAUUGAUGGUUAUCCCGGUCCAGCAAUCUUGCUACUAUCUCCUCCACCGAGCAGUUUGCCCAUGCCUAAGUUUUCGAUCAAACCGAAGCUUCGUUGCAACGCAGAAGCUGCAGGCAAAACUGACUUAGCCACCGAUAAUAUCCGGCGAGUUUUACAGCUCCGGUGAAAGGUGGUGGUGCUAUACUGCUACGUAACGUUGAUGGUAUUACUAAUAAAAUAAGCCCAUGGGCUUUUAUGGGCUUGUAUCUAUCUUAUUUUUAAAGUGAUAGAGCUCUCUCCUUUUGUGUGAUUUGCUAAGCCGUAAUAACUUUUUAAAAGGCUUUGUUGGCACAAAGUGUAGCCUUACCGGAAUAUAUUUUCUUUUAUACUGUUUCCUUUGUUUAAGAUUAUUCCCAAUAUUUCUAUAAUAUUAUUUGAAAAUUCCUA
Messenger RNA from Brassica oleracea var. oleracea, 1124 nucleotides. Its product is annotated as extensin-like. Lineage: Eukaryota; Viridiplantae; Streptophyta; Magnoliopsida; Brassicales; Brassicaceae. The transcript has a single exon. The coding region runs from base 295 to 864 and encodes 189 amino acids. The record is from RefSeq and is a predicted model, not a curated record.